CCACACUGAGGAGAGAGUGAUUACCAUACAUUCUGGUCCCAACUAUAAGUUUUUCUCUAGUAGAGCCCAAAACCAACAAGAAAUCCAACCUCAAAAAUCCAAGUUCCACUUAUUCCCAAAAUUGGAACCCCAAAAUUAUUUUGCCAUCAUUCCUACCACUGGGCUGGAUAACAAAGACAUAGACCUUUGCAUGAUAUCUACUAAUGAAGAAUUCAUAUAAGGCUCCAAUCCUGAGAACCAAACCAUCUAUAUCAGAGACAAAAAAAACAAGUGUCUAAUUAGCCGAUGGCCACAUGCAGCAUAGACAGCCAAGAGUUCUGCUCUAGGCGGCCCCCUAAAUUUCAGGCCCCCCAUCCUCUGGGCUCCCGCCAGCCAAACAAGGAGAGCAUGAUAGUAGACAUACACACUCAUCAGGCCGAAUUUGGGGUUGUGUGUGAGGGACCUAAGUUUCAUGGGGAGGCUCACUGCAGGGAGGCCCUCAGAAGCCUUACUCUAGGAACACGUCCCAUUCUGGUCACAGAUAAUGUGGUCUGCCCCCGAUCUCCAACCACCCUGACCAUUGAUCCCCAACAGCUCCAACUUUCUGGCAAAGUCCAACCCUGGGCCCCCAGCCCUGGUCCCUCUCCAACAUCUAAGGUCACAGACAGGCAAAUCACAAUCACAGGCAAGUCAGUGACAAGAAACAGCCAUGCAAACCUGGAAGAGAGGGGCAAGUCUGUCACCCCGGUGCCCACAAAGAUCGGACUGCUUAGCAGUCAUAUCCCCCUGGAGCCAUCCUACUUUGUUGGGCAAAAUAUUCUAACUUACCAGAAGGAAACCUUCCGGCCCCGGGUGACAUCAGGCAAAGGUAACCCUACAUCCUCCUUCUGGGCCCCACAAACUUAUUCCUCAUCAGACACCUCUAGGAGGGCAGUGACUAUGGAGCACAGAAAGGGUGCGAUGCUCAGAAGCCAGUGCGAGGAGCCAGCCUGCUACGGCUCAACCAGAGGGGAAGGGCGCGCCGUCCAUUCCUACCAGGGCAGUCUGAUAGGAGGCGUUUGUAAUGCAGCUGAGGUCCCCAGGAAGAACAAUGCGGAGUCCCUCCAAUAUGCUUCCCUCUUCCACAAGGAAUUAGCCACAGCUUCGGUGACCAGCAGCAUGGGUUCUGCCCAGCCCUCGAUGCAGAGCAAAGGUACCUCUGUCUUGAGGAUGUCCCUCUCCCCGGACAUCCACGUGUGUGCCGGAAAGGACGGCACGAGUCAGGGGAUGGCCAGCCAGAACUCCAACGCCAAGGCUUCCCAGGACACAGCCAGCAGCACCAGCUACAGAAAAUCCUCCGAUAAGACCUCGUCCAUCGGCCCCUCCUGCCCUAGUGUCAUUUAUAAGACAUUGCCCAUGGCUGUGGUGGACAAAGGUUCCAGUUAUACCAAAUACUCCCUCACUGAGCCAAGUGAAAACCGUACAGUGAUCAACCCCUUUGGGUUAUUGCGAGGACCCAGCUACGAGCUGGUCUCCAACGCUGACUUCCAAGAGCGGCCCCCUUCCCAAGUGGCCUCCUGCCACCCGACGGACCUCUACAAGAGCCUGGCUGCCGUGGUGAUCGACACCGGGACAGGCUUCAGCAAGUGCGGUCUGGCGGGGGAGGACCGCACCCGCGCCGUCGUGCCCACCCGGGUGGGGAUCCACCGCAGCCCCCAGGGCGACAGCACCCCUUACUACAUCACCGAGGACGCCGAGGCGGCUUGCUCCACGCUGAUUCGCGGCGUGGUCUCCGACUGGGAUGCCCUGGAAGUCCUCUGGAACCACAUCUUCUACAGCAAACUGUGUGUGGAUCCUGAGGAGCUGGCUGUGCUGGUGGCUGAUUCGCCCGUCUCCCCCUGCACCAAUCGUGAGAAGGUCGUGGAGCUCCUGUUUGAGUGCUUCGGGGUGCCCGCCAUGCAGACGGUCCACCAGGCGUUACUCACUCUCUACGCCUACGGCCGCACCACGGGCCUGGUCAUGGGCAGCGGGCACGGCACUUCCUACGUGGCGCCCAUCAUCACAGGGGAGCUCGAGCGGCUCAACAUCUCCCGCCUGGACGUGGCCGGGAAGGACCUCUCUGAAUACCUCUCCCAGCUGCUUCUGGCUGGCGGGCAGCCGCCCCCCAAGGCCGACGUGCUGACCCACAUGAAGGAGACCUGCUGCUACGUCACACUGGACAUGGUCUCCGAGCUCUGCCAGGUGGAGGGCAAGUACCGGCUGGACUUUGUCCUCCCGGACAAGCACGUGCUCUCGCUUGGGGCCGAACGGUUCCGCUGCCCCGAGAUCUUGUUUAAGCCUGACAUCCUGGGCCUCGAUCAGCCCAGCCUCCCGCAGCUGGCCCAGAUUAGCAUCAGCCAGCUGGAGCCGCACUUGCAGGAGCGACUCUUGGCCAACGUGGUCCUGGAAGGCGGGACCACUCUGCUGAACGGCUUCUCGGAGAGGGUGCAGCGGGAUCUGGGGCCCGCGGCCACCGUCUUAUCCUUGCCUCACCGAGCCAUUGCUGCUUGGCUAGGAGGCUCCAUUAUGGCUUCCCUUGAUUCCUUCCAGACUCUGUGGUUGAGCCGCGGGGAGUACCAGGAAGAGGGCCCGUGGGCCAUCUAUAAGUACCACCUGUGAUGGUUGUGGGAGCAUAAAGUUACUCUGGCAGUCAGAGAG
Antechinus flavipes (yellow-footed antechinus) is the source of this 2655-nucleotide messenger RNA. RefSeq names its product actin-like protein 7A. The transcript has a single exon. Bases 286 to 2616 code for a protein of 776 amino acids. NCBI's taxonomy places the organism in Eukaryota, Metazoa, Chordata, Mammalia, Dasyuromorphia, Dasyuridae. The record is from RefSeq and is a predicted model, not a curated record.